AUGCGUUUCUCUAGCAUAGCCACUAUCAUUCAUGUUGCAAGCGUCUGCGUGACAACUCUGGCUGCCUAUGCGAAGAGUCAUGAUUAUGGGGAGAUUCAAGGAUUUGUUUGUGACGAACGCUUUAUUAGUCAGCGCGAAAUCUUACAGGCACGACAAAUUCUGGCAACAACAAAGAUAACAGAUAGUGCAAUAUUCAGACCACUAAAUGACAAACUCAACAGUGCAUUGCGAGAUCCAGAAGAUACCAGAUUUAUCAUGUUUCGGUAUCCCAACGCCGAUAACUAUAAGUUUUACUUCCUAAACUCAAUAGAAGAGGUGUACGAUAACCCAGGUUGGCCGAUAAUCAAGCGCAAUUAUAUUCUAGUCCUCGACGAUUAUAAUCACUCAUGUGCGAUGUUUAGAAGAGAAACAAGCCACCAAUAUUUACAAUCGCCAGGCUGGUUGGGUCCUGACUCUACCUUUAUAUGCACCCUUGUUUAG
This is a messenger RNA of Blumeria graminis f. sp. triticale, 480 nucleotides long. NCBI's taxonomy places the organism in Eukaryota, Fungi, Ascomycota, Leotiomycetes, Helotiales, Erysiphaceae. The record is from the annotation of a GenBank genome assembly.